Thermochaetoides thermophila DSM 1495 is the source of this 1398-nucleotide messenger RNA. RefSeq lists its product as uncharacterized. NCBI's taxonomy places the organism in Eukaryota, Fungi, Ascomycota, Sordariomycetes, Sordariales, Chaetomiaceae. Gene Ontology annotation, cellular component: endoplasmic reticulum membrane. Gene Ontology annotation, biological process: nuclear membrane fusion involved in karyogamy; karyogamy involved in conjugation with cellular fusion. The transcript has 4 exons. Bases 1 to 1398 code for a protein of 465 amino acids. The record is from RefSeq and is a predicted model, not a curated record.
AUGAAGGCCCAGCUUCUUCUGGGUUACCUCCUGGUAUCCAGGAUCUACGGUUUCUCAUGGGGUGCUAGCGAUCAAGGAGUCGAGCCGGUUCCCGAAAAACCCUCCGAACUCCUCCAAAAAUCUCGCCUUCCUAACAUUUAUGCCGUCGCUCUCAGUGAACUUCAAGAACUCGAACAAGAACCUCUUUGUCAUCGUGUGGCCGCUCGUCUCCUUGUCAACAAUUGUCAACUCGUCGACGGCAAGGAUGAGACGACCAUUCUCACCGAUAGUGGCCGCCAGAUUCGCGACUUUGUCGACUCUUAUGCUGCCAGCCUCGCUAUAUGCGACCUUGAGCGCGGAAGCUUCAUCAUUCCAAAUGAAUGUGCCAAAUUCCGCGAGCCAUCGCUCACACAGAUCGCCAUCCGCAAUACGCCCCAGUUACAUGUGAGUUCAAAGGAGAUUAGUCUCUGCCUGUCCGCGCUUGCGGCUUCGGAUGCGGCGUGGAGCACUUGGGUCAGCUAUCGGCAUAAGGCAUUGAGGUUUUGUGAAGCGGCCCGGGCGGAUAAUGAGAAGGCUCAGCAUAUCUUGCUCUACCAACGCCUGACCAAAGUUAUCGCAAAAUUGACCGACGGUGUCGAAGCCGAACUGCAACGCUUAAUGGACGAUCUUGACAAUCGUGCCCGGCAGUCGGCGGAGAAGCUGGAUGAACUAGCUCCCAAAAUCAGUCUGCUCAAUGAGGGGCUGCAAAGGAUCGAGCACUAUUUCUCUGGCAACUUGGAUAUGGCAAUGAAAAAAACCUCGGAAGCAAUGCAUGCCAGCCAUGAGCAUGCUGAGAACCUUCAACAGGUGCUCAACAUCCUCCUCACAAAUGUCAUUCAAGGCCAGUCGCAAUUGGCUUUCGCUCACGAACAGUCGCUCCAGCAUGCAACCGAGAAGGUUCAAGAGAAUAUGGAGGCUUUUGUGGCGGUUGUCUCGACAGCCAUUGCAUCUUCGACUUCCCUCCAACAACAACUGCGACAAGAUGCCCUCGAGCAAGGGAUGGACCGACUUCUCGCGACAACCGAAGCCCUUUCGACCAAGUUUGAGGACCAGUCCUCCCUGCUCUUACAGGCGAACAAUAUCACCAAUGAUAUCCUGGACGCUCUCGAGGAGACCGCGAAGUUGGCGUCGUCCAUGAAUGAGUCGUUUCUUUCACGGGCUACUGCACAUAGCUGGUGGCCACUCGUUGUCUUUCCCACCGCUUCCUUAAUCAUGGGCUCAUAUGGGCUUGCGCCAAGUGUGCUGCGGAACAUCGGGUUACUCGCGCUAGGCGAGAUGAUCGGGUUGGCGUUCUCCUCUUACAGCCGGUUGAGUGAGCUCUUGAGUUUUGCGCAGGCACAACAGGCUGUAGCAAACGUAUCCAUUACUGGCUCACUCUGA